AUGGGCGACACGGAUCCACUGUUCGAGCUUCGCAAUUUGUUCCUCAUCGGCAACUACCAAGCGGCGAUCAAUGAAGGACUCACGCUGGACCACCUCCCCGAAGCAUACAAGGUGGAGCGUGAUGUGAUCAUCUAUCGUUCCUACAUCGCCAAGGGCGACUACAACAUCGUGCUCGAGGAAAUCAAGGACAGCAACCCGAAUGCGGCCCUCGUGGCAGUGAAGGCGCUCGCGAGCUAUCUCUCCAGCGAGCGCAACAAAGACAUCGUGCUCACCACGAUCAAGAGCUGGCCUAGCGAUCCUCGCAUGGUCAACAAUGACGUCGUGCAGCUGGUGAGUGGGUUGAUUUCCUUCUACGAGGAAAACUACGACGAGGUGUUCAGGGCUCUCCAUCAGUCCAGAUCGCUGGAGGGGCGUGCGCUGCUCGUGCGAGCAUUCAUCCAGAUCGACAGACUCGACCUGGCGCAGAAGGAGCUCGGCACCAUGCAGGGUAUCGACGAUGACGCCACCGCUACACAACUCGCCACCGCCUGGCUUGACAUCGCCCUCGGUGGAGAGAAGCUGGAGGAGGCGUUCUUCAUCCUCACAGAGCUCACCGAGAAGUGGAACUCGACGCCGCUCUUGCUCAACGGCCUGGCCUCAGUUCAUCUCAAGAGGCUCGACAAGCCCGACGAGCCCAAGAACGCCGAAAAGCUCCUCCUCCAGGCCAUGGAGAAGAACCCCAAUGACGUGGACACGUUGGUGAACCUGGUGGCGCUGUACCAGCACAUGGGCAAGCCCAAGGAAGUGGUCAACCGCUACCUCAACCAAGCGAAGGCGCGCACGCCCAAGCACCCCUACAUCAAGGAGCUCGAGCUGCUGGAGCAGAGCUGGGAGCGUCUUGUCUCUCGCUUCUCGCCCACACAGGCCUCCUAA
Acanthamoeba castellanii str. Neff is the source of this 912-nucleotide messenger RNA. Its product is annotated as epsilon subunit of coatomer protein complex isoform 1, putative. The record is from RefSeq and is a predicted model, not a curated record. Bases 1 to 912 code for a protein of 303 amino acids. Gene Ontology annotation, biological process: intra-Golgi vesicle-mediated transport; endoplasmic reticulum to Golgi vesicle-mediated transport; retrograde vesicle-mediated transport, Golgi to endoplasmic reticulum. Gene Ontology annotation, molecular function: structural molecule activity; protein binding. The transcript is spliced from 5 exons. NCBI's taxonomy places the organism in Eukaryota, Discosea, Longamoebia, Acanthamoebidae. Gene Ontology annotation, cellular component: COPI vesicle coat.